ACGGGGCCGGGCCAGCCCUCAAACUGGGAGGAGCCGGGGAAACUAUUUAAAGAUUAAUGAUUUAAAGCGCGGAGUUACCUGUUGGAAUGGCAGCAGCAGCAGGGGGGAACUACCCUCCGUUUGCGCUGGGAAAGCCACGCUUCGAUCAGUCUACUUUUUAUGGACGGUUCCGACAUUUUCUGGAUAUCAUUGAUCCCCGGACCCUGUUUGUCACUGAGAGUCAUCUCAAAGCAGCAGUGCAGCUUCUAAAAGAUUAUAAACAUGGUGCUUUACCCACAGGGGUCUCCAACCAGCAGCUUUGGGAGGCACAGAAGAUUCAACAGGCUGUUUUGCAUCCAGACACCAACGAGAAGAUUUUGAUGCCAUUCAGGAUGUCGGGUUAUAUUCCUUUUGGGACCCCAAUUGUGGUAGGCCUUCUCCUCCCUCAGCAGACAUUGGCAACUACUGUUUUCUGGCAGUGGUUGAACCAAAGUCACAAUGCCUGUGUGAACUAUGCAAACAGAAACGCAACGAAGCCAACUCCACUAUCUAAGUUCAUCUUGGGUUACCUUGGAGCAGUCACCAGCGCAGUCUCAAUAGCAGUCGGCCUAAACGUUUUCAUCAAGAAAGCCAACAGGUUUAACCCUGCCACCCGUUCAUUGAUCCAACGGUUUGUGCCAUUCCCUGCUGUAGCAACUGCAAAUGUCUGCAAUGUGGUGCUGAUGAGACACAGCGAGCUGGAGGAAGGGAUUUCUGUGUUGGACGUGGAUGGAAAUGUCAUUGGAUCCUCCAGGGUCGCUGCCAAACAUGCACUGAUGGAGACUGCCAUGACUAGAAUAGUCCUCCCUAUCCCGAUCCUGGUGCUGCCCCCGGUUAUUAUGUCACUGUUGGAGAAAACAUGGAUACUUAAAGCACGUCCAAGGCUGACUCUUCCUUUGCAUAGCCUCGUAUGCCUGGCAGCAUUUGGAUUAGCGCUGCCUAUCGCCAUCAGCCUCUUCCCACAGAUGUCAGAGAUUGAAACUUCGAAACUGGAGCCAGAGAUCAAGAUAGCGACUUCUGACAAGAGUGUCUUUUAUAAUAAGGGGCUGUAAGGAUCAUUCAAUAUUUGAAGAGAAAAUCUGGUUAAUCAUGAUCGAUGAUUGGUGACAAUUAGGAAAUAUUCACAAAAAGAGAUGUUUCUUACCUUAUUCAACUAAAUUUCUGGUGUCUGAAAAUCAAGGACAAACAAUAAACUGCAUUGCCAGCAAGUUACUGACAAAGUCUCACACCAGUGUGCAAUUUGAAAUGAAAUAAUACUUCUGUUGACUCAGGGUAUGAAUGUGUCAUCCAGUGUGGUACUAAGCUAUGCACCAAGGCCCACUGCACCCUGUGCUGAUACUGAGUGGUCCAGCGCAGCUCAUAAUAGAAGUUGAAGUAGGCAAUUUCGAGGUUGCCCUGUCUUCAAUGAGUUUAUGAUUGUUCUACUUCAAUUCUGCUUCCCACACUAUCCUCAAGUCCCUUAAUUCCUUUAGUACCCGAAAAUCUAUCAAGCUGAGAGGUUCAUCCCUCCUCACAUUGGAAGAGUUAUCCAUUUUGACACAUUUCUCUUUCUCCAAACCAUUACAAAAGAUGAAUUGACAUAUCUCUAUUGGUGUCAAUCCAGCUUCCUGAUACUGUCACUCAACACCCCUCCAGCUAAAACCCAUAAAAGCCUCACGUUGAUAAGACUAGCCAACGUCUCAGCUGAUAUAAUGCAAAUCCUUCUCCGACUUCACUCCGGUCUCCAGGCGAAGAGUCUGAAGAUACAAAAACACCAGUCUACUCCUAAAAAGUGAAUAACUGGAAUUGUUGGACAGUAGCACAGAGUGCAAUGACCUCUCAACCUUGAAGAAAUGAAAACAACCUCCUGAGCCAUAAAGUUACCUGUGAGCUCCUUGAUUUCGGGCUCAGUAACAGCAGAUGAUGCAGUAGCACAAAAUGACUUUUCUAAAAUCAAACUGAAUACAGAUUAACAUUGUUAAUGAAUAAUAAUGAUGAGAAUGUCUUAAAGAGUAAGAAGUGUAAUUGUCUUCCGCAAUCUCUAAACAUUAUUUCACGUGCACUUACUUAUGUAGCUGCUUUUAUGUUGGGAGUGGUGUGGAGAUCAGGCAUCCCAGCGCAGGGCCUUAAAACACCAGACAGUAAGCCCAAGAUAGAGGAUGGAUUGGCCAAGGUCAGUGGUCAAGCAGAUUCCACACACACAGAGAGGCAGCCUACAGCCUGACACCACGCUUACCACAGAAUGGCCAAUUUGGUGCAAUGUGGAAUCAGUGACUUAUCAGAAUUGAUUCACUGUAUAAAUUUAAAUGAGAAUGUUUAAAUAAUAAAAUAAUCACUGAAGCAAA
This is a messenger RNA of Carcharodon carcharias (great white shark), 2342 nucleotides long. Its product is annotated as sideroflexin-5-like. The record is from RefSeq and is a predicted model, not a curated record. The transcript is spliced from 14 exons. Bases 87 to 1070 code for a protein of 327 amino acids. Gene Ontology annotation, biological process: mitochondrial transmembrane transport; citrate transport; monoatomic ion transport. Gene Ontology annotation, cellular component: mitochondrial inner membrane. NCBI's taxonomy places the organism in Eukaryota, Metazoa, Chordata, Chondrichthyes, Lamniformes, Lamnidae. Gene Ontology annotation, molecular function: citrate transmembrane transporter activity; monoatomic ion transmembrane transporter activity.